Molecule: messenger RNA, 3856 nt
Organism: Alligator mississippiensis (American alligator)
Lineage: Eukaryota; Metazoa; Chordata; Crocodylia; Alligatoridae
Gene: TOE1
Product: target of EGR1, exonuclease
Exons: 7
Coding region: 242-1801 (519 amino acids)
Biological process (GO): snRNA 3'-end processing
Cellular component (GO): Cajal body; cytoplasm
Molecular function (GO): snRNA binding; metal ion binding; 3'-5'-RNA exonuclease activity
Source: RefSeq, a predicted model, not a curated record
UCCUUCAGCCACGAGGACCCCGCGGGGGCUGCCAGAGGCAAGCGCCUGUCGCGAAGGGGCACUUACGCGGACACCCCCGGCGCGACGGCAGAAAGGAAGGACCCCCAUCAGCGCGCCCCGCAAGUGGCAGCAUGGCGGCGGCCUGAGCGCAGCGGCGCCUCUGAGGGCCCUCGUGCGGGGCGGGGCGGGGCGUUAUCCCGCGCACGACCCGAGCCCCACACAGGGCGAGCUUGGCGGGACGAUGCCCGGCUGGCGGGUGCCGGUGGUGGACGUGCAGAACGACAACUUCAAGGAGCUGUGGUCCUCCAUGCUGCUGGCCGUGCGCACCUCCAGCUUCGUGGCCGUGGACACGGAGCUGAGCGGCCUCGGGACGAGGAAGAGCCUGCUGAACCAGUGCAUCGAGGAGCGAUACAAGGCCGUGUGCAACGCCGCCAAGACGCGCUCUGUCCUCUCGCUGGGCAUCGCCUGCUUCAAGCAGCUCCCGGACAAGUCGGAGAACACCUACCUGUCGCAGAUCUACAACCUGACGCUGCUGUGCAUGGAGGACUACGUCAUCGAGCCGCAGUCGGUGCAGUUCCUGGUGCAGCACGGCUUUGACUUCAACAAGCAAUACUCGCAGGGCAUCCCUUACCACAAGGGCAACGACAAGGGCAAUGAGAACCAGAGUCAGAGCGUGCGGUCCUUCUUUCUGGAGCUGAUCCGGGCCAAGAAACCCCUGAUCCUGCACAACGGGCUCAUCGACCUGGUGUUCCUGUACCAGUGCUUCUACGCCCACCUCCCCGACAGCCUGGGCACCUUCACCGCCGACCUCUCGGAGAUGUUCCCAGCCGGCAUCUAUGACACCAAGUAUGCCUCCGAGUUCGAGACCCGCUUCGUGGCCUCCUACCUGGAGUACGCCUACAAGAAGUGCAAGCGGGAGAACAUCAAGCUGAAGGACUCGAGCAGCCAGCACCUCACGGUGGAGUUCUGCAGCUACCCCACCAGCAUGGCCCACUACAUUGACUACCGAUACUGCUCCUUGGAGGACAGCAACCACAGCGCAGCCCAGGCCAGCAAGGUCCCCGUCUGCGAGACCUUCUCGGCCUAUGGGUGGUGCCCCAAUGGGAUGAAGUGCUCCCAGUCCCACAACAUCGACCUCAUCAUCGAUGAGGACGAGCGGCUCCGGGCCGAGAAGCGGAAGAAGCGGAAGCAGAGGUGGAAGCGGCGCAAGAAUGCGGAGGAGGCCGCCAAGGCGCCUGAGCAGCCAGAGGCAGCAGAGGAGGCCCACAAGGGGGAGGACGGGCCCCCGCGGAAGCAGGGCAGAGCAGGGUCAGAUCCUGUGGGGAAGGCAUCCAGCAAGGAGGCAGAGAGCACCGUGGAUUGGACCGCAGAUGUCGGGGUGGACGACUUUGGGAGUCCCAUGGAGCAGGAGCGUACCACGCAACCAACCGCCGGAGGGAGCGCCUGCCACGACGAGCAAGGGGAGAGCGCAGCGGAGCCAGGCGCCUUGCCACCCCAAGACUGCUCCCUGGACACUGCUGCUGGCUCCCCUGGUGGGAAGCCUCCGGAGGCCGAGGCCUCACCCGCGUAUGGGGGCAUUCACCGCGCUGGCUUCGACGCCUUCAUGACUGGCUACAUCAUGGCCUAUGUCUGGAUGCUCAAGAAAGGGACAGCUGGUGAGUCAGGGCCGUGGCUGCCGGACUGUCACAACAAGCUGUACCUCAGCGGGAAGUCGGUGCCGCUGCAGAUCGUGAAGAGCUUGUUCUCCAAGUCCUCCAAAGCUCACUGCCAGAAGAUGAAGCUGGCCUGGGCCAGUGGCUAGCACGGGGGGAGGUUAGCGCUUUCAUUUUCCCUCCAGAAGUUUGAGGCUUUGACUCCAUGAACAACUUGUGGGGUGGGGUGGGGGGAGGGACUGUCCUGUUCUUGUUUAAUGCCAGGACAAUUAAAUUGCUCUUCCCCCAAAGCCCCACGUUUGUCCUUUGGGGCACUACAUGAUCUGCGCCAGCCUUGGCCGAGCUCAAGCAUGGAGCUUUUGGGGGCCAGGGCCUGUGUUCAGCCUGCACCUGGACUUUCACCCGUGGUGAUAUGAGGCUGCUCCCUGCCAAGGAAGCGGCCGAGGUAAGAGUCCGCUGGGGUGGCAGGAGCAGUUUGCCCCAGCCUGGUUCUUUGGAGAACUCUCACAGGCUCCUGAGGCCAAGGCAAGAGCUUUAGGAAGGCUGGAGGUGGAGGGGGGCCUGCCUGGGACUGGGGAUCACUGCUGCCCCCUUUUCCACUGGCCCCUGCUCUGAGGAAGGGCCCCCAGGACCAAGGGAAAGGGGGUGGCUGCUUCAGCCAGGAGUUGGGCCCGCCCUGCUCCCAGCUGCCCAAGUGCCCUUCCCUGGGGAGCGCAUGGGAAUGCAGGCAGGUAGCAGUGGUGCUCUCGGGGCACUCUGGGAAGUGCCAGGCAGGGCCCCAGCAGCUACUGACCGUGCUGGCACCUAGCUGCUGUGCCAGGAAACCCUAGGGCUGGUAACCAGCUGCUUGGGCUCUGACCUCAGGGGAGGGGGAACUCUGGCACUGUACAGGUAUUGAACCACUCUGUGCACAUCUGGCUGAAGGCAGAGCUGGAGUCGGGUCCCCCUGAACACAGACUGGCCCAACCAGCACCUCCAUGAAGUGCAGCAGCUGAGGGAACAAAGCAGGCAGGAAGACCUGUGCCCAUGUGAACAAACCCAGGUACCAGAGGAAGGGCCCCUAGGAAAGCAGGGUGACAAAUGGGCUCAGCUGCCACCAAGCUACAGGUAGUUCAUAGAAUCCUAGACCAUGAGGGCGGGAAGGGAGCUCAGGAGUCUCAUCUAGUCCAACCCGUGCUCCAAGCAGGGCCAGCCCCAACUGCAUUGUCUAGCCAGGGCUUAAAACACCUCCAAGGAUGGAGACCACCACCUCUCUGGGGAACCUGCUCCAGUGCUUCACCCUCGAGGUGAGAGAGUAUUUCCCAAUAUCCAACCUCAACUUCCCUUGCUGCAGCCUGAGCCCAUUACUCCUUGUCCUGCCAUCUGCCCCCACUGAGAGCAGUCCAGCUCCGUUUCUUUGCAGCCCCCCUGCAGGGCGGUGAAGGCUGCUAUUCAAUCCCCCUCGCUCUUCUCUAGACUGAAUCAGCCCAUUUCUCUCAGCCUCUCCUCACCAGUCCUGUCCCUCAGCCCCACAACCAUUUUCGUUGCCCUCCACUAGACUCCCCCAUGUGUCCAGCCAGUACCAGUGCAUGGCAUUGCUGUGGCCCAAAUGCAGGAUUUUGCACCUCUCCUUACUGAACCUAGUUAAAUACAGCGAGACUUAAGCUAGUCUCUUGGGGGCCACCCCACCCUGCCUUCCCACUGUAAUGAGCUGAGCUGUGAGCUCACUUCCUGCUGUGAAGCAGCCAGGGCCACGUAGCUUCCCACUCCUAAACACCAAAGUGUCUGUGUUUGCAGUCCAUGCUCAGCCAGGCUCAGAGGGCAGCCUCGGCUCUCCCGUACUUGCUGGUACAGCAGGGCAGCCUGUAUUCAGGAAGCCGCACAAGUCGGUCGUGCAGAGGCAGCCAAGCCCUUCAAAGGCCUCAGCACUUCAAAGACAAAUGCAAGGUGAAAUGUGCUUGUUCUUGGACCGUAAACACCAGUGAAGAGGAGUUGGGGAUGGUGGAGGGAAGAGCUGCUUUCACCUGGACAGGAGCCGGCGCUUGGUUUUCUUUUUAUUUUAAAAGCGAGUUGGGAAACAGUUUACAAAAAACUGACCAAGAAAAAAAAAUUAUGAAAAUAUUUUGCUGGCUUCAUCUUUGGUUACUUCUUACUGCGAUUCCAACAACACAGACUUCCGCGCCCGAGCGGGAGAGCAAUCGACAUUAAAAACAGGAUUUGCUUUC